Seminavis robusta is the source of this 705-nucleotide messenger RNA. The record is from the annotation of a GenBank genome assembly. NCBI's taxonomy places the organism in Eukaryota, Bacillariophyta, Bacillariophyceae, Naviculales, Naviculaceae.
AUGAUACUGUAUCAUUCGCACCAAGAUGCGGUAGUACAACUAACUUGCUCCACUUUCCCCAAAAUCACUGCACCUAAUACUUACUUUUUGAAUUCAAUCCGCUUCCCACCGAUGAGGCAAGUUGGUGCUUGUGCCGGUACACGUAUUAUCAUGCCGAAGAAAAUUACGCCCAAGAUCCCGACGGAAAGAAUCCAACCUCUUUCGAUGAAGGAACUGGCACCGUCUUCAUUGGUACCGUACUACGACGGUAUCGUUUUAGCUAGCAAGACGGUAACAAAACAACUCGAGCCAAAGACAAGCCAUGAUGGAGAGAACGAUAAAAUCAACCGUGGCUGGCAACAACAGGACCAAAAUACACGACGGUGGGGACUCCGUGACGGCGGCAACGCACUUCGUGCAACUCGAGACGGGCCAAUUAUAUUAUGCAGUACUGGUACAUGUUCAUACCGACGGCAAAAAAAGGCUCUGUUGAACCUCCAGCCAAGAUGCAGAGGAUCGCAAAUAAAGGAAGCAACAACCAAAAGUGGGCUUCAAUGUUGCGCUCUUCCUGCCCCUUCCGUGGUCGUCGCAAAGUUGGGGCUUUCUCCACGAUUGAUAAGCGAAUCCUUGCACCUCGUCUUUUGCCUCUCAAUCAGAGGACGGAUUCCGAAGAAAGGAACAAAAAAAAUGAGACUUCUUUACUCUAGCUACGGUAGCAACUUCUAA